Cornus florida is the source of this 4424-nucleotide messenger RNA. Its product is annotated as CMP-sialic acid transporter 1-like. Gene Ontology annotation, biological process: pyrimidine nucleotide-sugar transmembrane transport. The coding region runs from base 462 to 1469 and encodes 335 amino acids. The record is from RefSeq and is a predicted model, not a curated record. Gene Ontology annotation, molecular function: pyrimidine nucleotide-sugar transmembrane transporter activity. NCBI's taxonomy places the organism in Eukaryota, Viridiplantae, Streptophyta, Magnoliopsida, Cornales, Cornaceae. The transcript has 9 exons. Gene Ontology annotation, cellular component: Golgi membrane.
CAAAGGGCAAAUAAUUUCAGCCUCCUCAAUCGCCUCCAUCUCUAUUCUCGUUCUCGACUCUCUCUCUCUCUCUCACUGCAACUGCAAACUACAAAAUCUACAAAAUCAGAAGUUCAAAACCCAUAUAUUUCAGUCUAUCUGUCUGCAAGAAUCAAAACCUAUUACUUAUAUCAAAACCCAUAUCGGCAUAUCAUUUCAGAUUGUUCAAAAAAAUAAAACCCAUAUCGGCAUAUCUUUCCGUUUCCAUUGCCCGCUGUUCCAGUUCGGGUUCGCCGUUCGCAAGCCUCAGCCGCUGUCUCUCAACUCUCAAGCUUGCCCUCAUCUCUCUCUGCAACUGCUAACUUAGUUUCAGUAUUUCAUCACAUGUACUUGUGCAAAUAUAAAGAGAGGAUGUUCUUGCAAAACUAGAAAUAUAAAGCUCCCCCAGAUGCACACUGCUCCUGUGAGAGACAGUGUAGGAGAUGCAGUGGUACGUCGUUGCUUCUCUCCUCACCGUCCUCACCAGCUCUCAGGGAAUUUUGACAACACUGUCACAGAGUAAUGGGGGAUAUAAAUAUGACUAUGCGACCGUUCCUUUUCUUGCUGAAGUGUUUAAGCUUCUUGUAUCUAGUGUUCUUCUUUGGAGAGAAAUGAAGAGAUCACCUCCUCCAAGGAUGACUACGGAAUGGAAGACUGUUCGUUUAUACCCAAUUCCAUCUAUCAUAUACCUUGUCCACAAUAAUGUUCAAUUUGCUACCUUGACAUAUGUGGACACAUCCACAUAUCAGAUAAUGGGCAAUUUGAAGAUUGUGACGACUGGAAUUCUAUUCAGGCUCUUCUUGAGGAGGAAACUCUCUAAUUUGCAGUGGAUGGCAAUUAUUCUAUUGGCUGUUGGAACAACCACAAGCCAGGUCAAAGGCUGUGGAGAGGCUUCAUGUGAGUCCCUUUUCUCAUCGUCAAUUCAGGGGUACAUGUUGGGAAUACUGUCUGCUUGUCUUUCAGCGCUAGCGGGUGUUUAUACAGAAUUUUUGAUGAAGAAGAAUAAUGACAGCUUAUACUGGCAGAACGUUCAAUUAUACGCGUUUGGUGCAAUAUUUAACAUGGCACGACUUCUUGCGGAUGAUUUUAAAGGUGGAUUUGAGAAUGGACCAUGGUGGCAACGAAUUUUUAAUGGAUACAGUAUCACAACCUGGCUGGUGGUGUUUAAUCUGGGGUCCACUGGACUUCUGGUUUCAUGGUUAAUGAAGUAUGCAGACAAUAUUGUAAAGGUAUAUUCAACGUCAAUGGCCAUGUUAAUGACAAUGAGUUUAUCUGUGUUCCUCUUCAAUUUCAGGCCAACAUUGCAGCUCUUCUUGGGUAUCAUCGUCUGCAUGAUGUCACUACACAUGUAUUUUGCCCCACCAGACAUGCUGCUAGAUUUGCCUUUGACUGUAAAAGCAUCCCCUGAGAAUGACAUUGAAGUUUCUGUUGAUCGAAAAUCAGAUUCCUGAUAAAUCAUCUUUCAUCAAAGCAUACAAUUCUUUGGUAUGUUAUCAUUCAAAAGGAAAAAAUUAAUGAGAGGCUGUUCUUUUACUAUGUGAAAUUUGUUUGAUCUAAUUUUUCCAUGGGUUUAACCAUUAACGAACAAAAUCGGGGAAGAAAGGGAUCCUAUCAAGAGUAAGCAUAGAAAUAUAUAUAUUAAGAAGAAGAAGAAUAUUAAAGAACUUGUUGAUUAUAGUGGUAAAUUUUUAGCUUGACCUUGCUUGCCAAAAAUUAAUUCAAGUCAUUAUUGUGGUAUUAGUUGUUUAUAAUAGUGGUGGAUGUGCCCAAUGUGUGCACAGUGCUGUCAUGAUUGUAACUAUGAAGAGGGGAUCGUAGUAUGAAAAGGUACAUGGUUUACAAGGUAGCAACAGCACUGAUGAAUCAUAGUGCUGGUAAGUGUGAAUUUGCUAUGGAAGCUGUGGGUUAGUAGUUAGUAGUGAUGUGGUGAUAAUAUUGUUAGGGUGGUGGCAGUGUUUGUUAUGGUUUGGUGACGAUGGUGGUACUAAAACUUGCAAUAAAAAGCAUAAUGAAGUAUCAUAGAUUACUUAUAAUGUUGGGUAACACUCUUAUCUGGCUUCUGAGCUCCCUUCGUAUAGAAAGCAUAUAAAGGUAGGUUAAAUGUAGCAGAAAGACCUCAAUCCAGCUUCUUAAAGGACAUAAUAUAGAAUACAGCUACUGAACUUUUAAAACCUUCUUUGAUUAUAAGUAAACUGUAGUCAUCAUGUGAUCCAUUUUAACCGUUCAGGUCUGUACAUUUUAAUUCUUUAAUAAGUGCAUCCAUUUAGUAAACUUUACUUGUUUUAUGGAGGCUUCGUCUUGUUUAGAGAGCCCAUUGCAGUAGUGUCAAAGAGAACUAAUUUUGCAGUGGUGUAGAGUCUAGUCUUUUAUUAUCAGUAGUACAAAGAAGCAACCCUGCUUCUGCCUAUUGAAGUUACUAGUAUGGAAGUGUAUUAUACCAUUUGAGGAAUUGAUGAGUCUCCAUAUACUUGUAUCAAGUUUCGAUAAUUACUUGAUUUUGUUGCACUUUGGGAGAAAAGUUGUCCAUUCCAAAAAAAUUCCCUGUCCAGUCUCCAUAGGUUCCUAAAAGCAACCGUCUGCAAAAAGUUUUAGGUUGAUUUUUUAAAGGCAUGUUCCCCAAACUACAGAGAUGUGGUUGUUAUAGCAUAAGUCACCUUUUGAUUCUUGAAUCAUGUCUGGAGUUCUUAUUUAUUUGACGGCCGGGAGCUUAUUCUAUAAAUUAUGUUGAUGGAGAAAAAUAUUAUAGACCAGGCAUUAAUACAUUGUAUAGUCAUCUAGCCCCGAAAAAAAAAGAAUGGUUGUUAUGUAAAGCAUAGGAUCUUUAGCAAACAUGAAACUAGAAAGUGUGAAACCUUAUUCUGUCAUUUGUAUGAUUUAACAUAUUACUAGGAAUUUAUGAUAAGCGAUGGAGAUCAUUACUACUACAUUUCAAACCGUUCAAUAACACUAUCACGUAUUAAUAUUUGAAUAUUUUAUUUCCUAUUUGAAUAAAAAGUAUUGAUAGAAAUGGAAAAAGAACAAAUAAUAGAAGUUCCAAUAUUGUACAAUUUAUUUUAUCCAUAAGAUAAGUCUUUGUGCCCUUACUGUUACCCUGUCAUAAUGAGAGUCCUGUUUGAUUGUAAACAUUGGUCACUAAAUUUCUUGUUGGUCUUGCGGUAUCCAUUCCCUUGUUAGUCUACUAGAUGUGGUGGUUUAUAAUCUCUUUAGGUCUUCCAUUACCAAUUAUUUUGAUGUCAGUUAUGUUUAUAAUGAAAUUGUGUAGCUCAUAUUAAAUGCUCCAAUUGGUUGAAAUAGUUACCAGAACGAUUGGAGGAAAAUUGUAUUUAAUUAUUGCAUUAUUACUAGCAUUCUUUAUACAUGAUGUUGAUUAGGUCUGGGAAGGUUAGCAGCAAUCCUUGUCCCCCUCAAAGAAUUCACUGCUGUUUGAUUUUGUUAGACUACCUAAAACAAUACGACUCAAGAGGUAAAUUGUUCUUCUGAGGUGAGACACACACACACACACACACACACACACACGCCUUUUUUUAAAAUUAAAAAAAAAAAGAAAAAAUCCCAAAUAGCUAUAGAUUAAAGUUUUUUAAAAAAUGAGCAAUGCAAAUACAUAGCUUUGUAGAGAGGCAAAACAAGUGGUCCUAUGGUGAAAUUAUAAGCCGUUUGGUUAGGUUUUGGUCAUUGGUGAAAUUACCUCUUCAAUUCUUAUUUAUUUAUUUAUUAUUUGUUCUCUCUAUACAGAUUGUGUUAGGUUUAUCUGGGUUGAGGGCAGGUAGGGUAUUAAGCUAUGGAUCCCCUAAGAUUAGGGGUUCCUGAAAAGUUAAAAUAUAGUAUUAGAGAAUAGAAGAAAGCAUAGAGAGAGAGAGAGAAAAAUUGAGUGGAGGUGGUAUGGAGUCCUUUGCAAGACCGUCUGAAAAUGUAGGUGGUAGAGCCAACAGGCGGCACAAGAGGGAGCGAUGCGGUGGCUGCUUUCAGAUGCCGCUGCACUACCUGGACACAAUGGCGGAGUGGAAGCUGGACUGCUUGCUUGCCCAGGCCCGGGCCCGGGCCCGUUGCCAGAGAUGUCAACCAGAAGAGAAAGUUCGCCAUGGGAGCUUUCCUGUGGGCUCAUUAAAACUGUUUGGUAGUAUGAUCCGUGAAGUUUAUGGUAUUGGUAGUGAUGUUUUUUUUUAGCUAUAUUUGGUUUUGUCAUUUUACCUUUUAAAUUUAAUUUUGUGUCAUCUUAUUAUUUUGUGGACGUUAUGAAACAGAAGUUUGAAUUCCAGGAGUGGUAAAGACGUGAAAAAUCCCAGUCAUGUCUUAGGCCGUAACAUAUAUAUAUAUAUAGUGUGUAACUUGUUUGCUGUGAAAUUAUGUAAAAUUAUCAUAAACACUAAUUAUGUAUUGAUUUAUGGGAAUUUUUUUUUUUCUUCUUA